AUGCAGUUCAGCAAGCUGUUUGUGUCACUGGAGCUUGUGCUCUUGGCUAGAGAUAGCCUUGCCGCGGGAUGUAUGAAUCCUAUUGUGCGGAAAGAAUGGCGGGACCUGACCAAGCCUGAACGAGCGGAUUACUUGUCUGCCGUUCAGUGUUUGUCUUUCCUUCCUGAUGUCACUGGCGGUCUCGAGAAUGCAACCAAUCUUUAUCAAAGUUUCCAGGCUACUCACUCUCAACAGACUCUGUAUAUUCACUGGGUGGGCCACUUUGUUCUUUGGCACCGGUAUUUCCUCUCGACAUAUGAGAUGUAUCUAAGAGACUCGUGUGGGUAUAAAGGGGCGCAGCCGUACUGGAACUGGGCCUUAGAUGCCUCUUCUACAGACAACUCAUCGAUGAAGAUCUUCGAAACAGAAAUCUUCGACAGCGAAUAUGGUUUUGGUGGAAAUGGCGAACCAUUCCUCCCAGCCACUGCUGCCGAGAACCCUUUCAACUUGACCGGCCGUACUGGUGGAGGUUGUGUUCAGGAUGGACCAUUCCGCCAGGGCAUAUUUGAUCUGAACGUCAAGCACCCGAAAGGAAAGCCGGACUGUCUUCGCCGUGACUAUAUCCCGUGGAUUAUGAACUACUUUGCUCGCCAGAAUUUGGUUGAUUAUGUUCAGAGCCAGCCUGACUACACCACGUUUGCUCGGGCUCUCGAGAAUAUUCCCAGUUUCUCUCAGCCUAAUAUCCAUGGGAGUGGACACUUCGGUGUCGGUGGUGUUUUAGGUACGCUGGGUAACUCUGCUCUCAGUCCUGGUGGUACGUGA
This is a messenger RNA of Penicillium longicatenatum, 801 nucleotides long. Its product is annotated as tyrosinase family protein. Gene Ontology annotation, molecular function: oxidoreductase activity. Lineage: Eukaryota; Fungi; Ascomycota; Eurotiomycetes; Eurotiales; Aspergillaceae. The transcript has 4 exons. The coding region runs from base 1 to 801 and encodes 266 amino acids. The record is from RefSeq and is a predicted model, not a curated record.